AAGAAGAUGGAGGUCCCGGCUCACUGUGCUGCUGCGUUCUUCCUCCUGCUCCUCUCUCAGGCCGUGAUCACGGUUAGAUCACAGGAGGAAGAGGAGGCCGUCCAGCAGGAGGAGGAGCUGCAGGAGGAGCAGCAGCAGGUGAUGGAGACGUGGACGCGGAACGUCAAGGCCUGCACCUGUGACUGCGAGUCCGUUGAUUCGCCCACGCGCACCCCCGCUGCCAUCUCGCCCGUGCCGUCGAUGACCUCACUGCCACCACCUCAGGGUCACCCGCUGAACUGCAUGCCAGAAUGCCCGUACCACACACCCCUGGGUUUCGAAUCGGGAUCCGUGUCCUCCGACCAGAUCAGCUGCUCCAGCCAGGACCAGUUCACCGGCUGGUACUCCUCCUGGACCCCCAGCAAGGCUCGCCUAAACAACCAAGGAUUUGGGUGUGCCUGGCUGUCCAAGUUCAACGACCAGCACCAGUGGAUCCAGAUCGACCUGAAGGAGGUCGGGGUGGUGUCAGGGAUCCUCAGCCAGGGCCGCUGCGACGCAGACGAGUGGAUCACCAAAUACAGCAUCCAGUACCGGACCGUGGAGACGCUCAACUGGAUCUACUACAAAGACCAAACAGGAAACAACAGGGUCUUCUACGGGAACUCUGACCGCUCCUCCACCGUGCAGAACCUGCUGCGGCCCCCCAUCGUAGCGCGUUACAUCCGCCUGCUGCCUCUGGGCUGGCACACCCGCAUCGCCGUCAGGAUGGAGCUGCUGAUGUGUAUGAGCAAGUGCAUCUGAAGACGAAGGGGCCCGCUCUUUCAUCCCACAUUCACGCGUUUCCUGCCAACAAGCCAAAAAAAAGGAUAAAAAAAAAAAAGGGCCCAAAAAAAGAAAAAGAGGGCAUCGAUCCAACACUGACACACUCAGUAUCUCACAUUUGUCCUUGAACAUGCCUGCUGGAGACAUCCACACAUUUUCAAUCACCAACGAAAUGAAGGCAGUGUUGGAUCAGCCGUUUGCGAACAAGGAGAUGCUCACAUCUCGCUUUGGAGGAUUUAAAAACUUGAAAAAGCUUUGCAUUGUUUGAAUCAAAUGAGCUUGUUUUAUUGGAGAUUUACAGUCACAGAUGUAAAACAUGAAUAUUCUAAAGUCAUUACGCUUAUGUCGAGUUAGGGAUUCGUAUGUUCCCUGUUUGGGGUGGGGGGGGGGAUGAAGGAUAAAGGAAAACAAUAAUAAGCAGGUCAACACAGACUAUGCUACUAAAUCGUGUCUGUAACAAAAAGCACAAACUUAAUACUUGAUCUCAUUUAAACAGCUGAUAAAACAUUGUUCUGUUAUAAAUAUUACCAAACAAGUAGUCACACGUCAGUAUUAAUAUAAUACAUGGUGCUCCUUUGGAAAAACGAUAAAUUUCAAAGAGCGACGUACCGUGACAAGUACAGAGCGCACAGUCCGUACGGACGCACAACACGACGCGGUCACGCCUCUGACUCGGUGUGUGACAUGCCUCGGUCCUCUCUCAAACACACACACACACACACACACACACACACACACACACACACACACACACACACACACACACACAUACGCCGACACACGCACGCACACACUGUGCAUGUGAUGAAAAGGAAGUGAGGAAGAAUUUACAUGAGUCAGGACAAUAUUGCUGAGCCACGAAGACUCUUCAAGGUGCAACUUUUAAAAAAAGGGGGAUAAGACUUGUUUCUGCAGAGCUUGCUCUCUCAUGGCACUUCAUUUCCAACAAUAAAAAAAAAAACGAAGCAAAAACAAAACAGUGUUACAGUACACAUCGUCCCAUCACUGGGCUUCACUCUGAGAUUAUCUUAAAAGCUCCUACCAAAUGGUUCGGCUGUGGGUAAUCAGUCCGGAAACACAGCGGUGCAUUAACUCCCAGCCAGGUCAGAGAGCAGGUACCUGAAAACGCUGCAUUGAAGCGGAAUGGGUUAAAUAAUAUAAAAAAUAAAAUAAAAGCAUGCGUUGCAACUUAAAGGACAUGUAAUAUUGUAAACAUGAGCGAACCGUUACAUUAAAAAUUAUUGGCAUGCCAGGUGAAGAUGUUUCCCGAAGCUUUAAAGUUUAAAGUUUUUAAAAUAUUUUCUACCUCCCUUUACAGUCCUACUGUUUGUGUGUUCACAUGGUAAACUGGGGUUGUCCCCCACUUUUUGAUUAUUGCUCCGACUGUAAAUAUGGGCCAUUUAGGCCUCAAUUAGGAGUACAAGUGAUCAAAAAUAAUGAGUUAAUCUAAAGUUGAUUGAUCUUACCAAUCGUUACCAAUAUAACGAUUAGUUGAUGAGCAGCCAUUUUCUUAAAAUUCUAAGUUUAAGUUUUUCUUGUAUCAACAUAAAGGGCUACAUUUUUUAAUAAUAUGCUGAAUUUAAGAAAAACAUUGUUAAAUGUUAGCAUCAUUUUGUGUCAGCUACUAUGUGUUUAGAUUUUAAAACAGAACCGCAUGAAUCUGCUUUUGCGUCCCGCACUCCAGAACGUCUCUCUCUCCCGUUCUGGUGUGCCAGCGCCAUUUUUAUUCCUGUAUCGACUGACUCCGCUUAGGGUUCACCAGCAUCGCCCUCUGCUGGAUGGAGGCCAAACUACAACACUAAAACAAGGUCUAAGUGGACUUUAUCAGUUAAUCCGUUUGAACUCAUUUAAAUCGACAGUUAAUUGUAAGUCGAUUUUUUGUGUUUGAGUCUCUAGUUUCAAUGCAAUUAGCUGUUUCUCAUGUUGAAGACUGACCAAGCACUCUUAAUGUUCUUGAGAGGACAAAAGCAACGGACAGCAUCUCAGAUCCUCCACUAUACAACACAGAGAGUGUGAGGUGCUAAUUUUAAUCUUUUAUUUCAUACUACCCCACCUGGAGUGUUUACUGGUGAAAGUCUUCAUCUUAAUCUCCUCCAACAUAAACAAGUGGUUCCAGGUGAAGUCGCCAGUUUUGUUAUGUUUCGCCGGAAAUGGCUUUUCUCUGGCAUUACUCACACAUAACAGUUUGGUGUGUAGACAGCGUACGAUGGUUGUCAUGGAGACGGGGAGACUGAAAACAUGACGCUCCUGGAUGCUCUGUAAGAGGUGAACAGUGGAUAUUUGUCCUGCGUGAGUGGAAAGGAAAUGGGCCCCUGUGUCAUCCCAUGAAGACGAGAGAUGAAUAUUAGAAGAUUUGUAUAAAAUUCUGAUCAACUUUAAGUUCAGAGGUGCCAGCAGCAGCAACAAUUACAAUUUUGUUAAAAACAAUUCUGUAUUAAUGUAGACCUUUCUUUACUCUCUGAAUAAAUAUAUUAAAUGUAAAAGUUGGCUUUAAAAAAAAAAAUAAAAUCACAGUAAGAUUAUGCCAUUAGAGGGACAUAAUUCAUUCAAAGACUUUUUACACAUCUUUACCCAGGUUGCCAACAACUAUUAAGGUGCUAUGGCUGAAUAACUAGAUGAAAUAGUUGCUCAAAUAAUUUAGAAAUUAUAAAUAGCAAAUAAUAAUAACAAGCAGAAAGUCCUGGUAAAAAAGGCUGAAAGAGGUUGGAACACGCACUGCUACUUUCAGCAGAAUGUGACAACACUGAUGCAAAUGAGGGUAAAUAAACUGCUCUGACCUUAAGAACUAAAAGAUCAAAUACUGAUAAUAUCCACAUAAAAAAACACAAAGUGUUCCUUUGAGAGUCACUGCACCAGUAUGAAUGAAUUUAUGAUCCUCUCGCUGCUGUAAAAACACUUUCUUACAGUGAGUCAGACACGCUUUUCUUAUUUCUACGGCAGCUAGGGGUUGGAGAGUUUGGAGUGAGUUCAUUUCUAAAACGGACUGAAGUCGAGCCACUGUGAAGGUUCUUUUAUUCGCCAAAAAAAGAAAACAACUUCAUCGUCAGCUUCAGAUGUCCUCUACCAUUAACUGCAUCCCUAAAAUGUGCACAACGCACAGCAAGUUUAGUGAGCUGCUUCAAUUUAAACGCUCCUACCUAAAUGAUCUCAAAAACAUUUAUCAUACCUUUCGCUCUAUUUGAACCGCGUAAGAAUGAAGCAGGAAUAACGACGUGACUGCUAGAAAACAGUCAAUGCAGUGUUCUAUCAUGACCUACAGAGGGCGCUGUAGGUCAGAGUAUAGAAGUUUAGUUUACGGUUACAUUAUUUCUAAAAUGGCCGCAGUUUAUAAAGACACAAUAACCUUAAUGUCCUACAAAUGAGCAGUCAGAUGUUUGGACCAUCUCACUGUCGGUGCAGCUGAGACUUUUGUUUCUUUUUUUUUUAGUAGCACAAGAAUGACAGAGCAAAUCCAAAAGGCGACUCGCCAGAAAGAAAUUGCCAUCCUGGGUGAGAGGGACAUCAGUUCUGAUGUGACCAGUUUCUGCUGUAACAACUGGCUCGACUUGAUGUGUUCAGAAUGCUUUAGUUUAAUCUUAAGUUAAUACUACACAGUAAAA
Xiphophorus maculatus (southern platyfish) is the source of this 4400-nucleotide messenger RNA. It is a transcript of the gene rs1, whose product is annotated as retinoschisin 1. The coding region runs from base 7 to 780 and encodes 257 amino acids. The transcript has 6 exons. Lineage: Eukaryota; Metazoa; Chordata; Actinopteri; Cyprinodontiformes; Poeciliidae. The record is from RefSeq and is a predicted model, not a curated record.